Vombatus ursinus (common wombat) is the source of this 973-nucleotide messenger RNA. Its product is annotated as ovomucoid-like. The record is from RefSeq and is a predicted model, not a curated record. Lineage: Eukaryota; Metazoa; Chordata; Mammalia; Diprotodontia; Vombatidae. The coding region runs from base 120 to 407 and encodes 95 amino acids. Gene Ontology annotation, molecular function: protein binding. The transcript has 5 exons.
UAUAAUUCUCUAAUCCUGAGAGACAGCUGGUAUGUCUCCUUAAGCCACAAAAUCAAGGACAACUGUUCCAACCUGUGUAUCUCCCAGAAAGAGAAUCAAGUACAAUCUGAAGAGACUAAAUGGCAUUUUUGCCAACAUCAACUAAGACUCUCUUGGGGCUCUUCAUCUUAAUUCUUUGUGGAUUCCCAGGUGUUUUCAGCAAACUGAAAGAACCCUCUUAUGAAAAGUAUCUUUGUCAGAAGUACCCAAGAGACUAUGGACCUUGCUCAAGGAACUAUGAUCCAAUUUGUGGUAAAGAUGAUGUGACCUAUAUCAAUCUCUGCUUUUUUUGCUGGACAUUUUGGAAUGAAUAUCAAGGAAGAGUACAUUUUAGGAAGUUUGGUCGCUGCUCUCAAAGGGAGACAUAGUUUUGAAAUGACUCUUUGGACCAUUCUAUUCCAUGAACUGACUACAGACAAAUACCUUCUCCUCAACUGGUCUUGCCUGUUCAUCAAUGGUUGUAUGCUAAGCAAAUUACUUUAAGUUUUAUUCAGAAGAAAUCUUUUUCUGAUUAUUACUAUUUUUGAAAUCAUAAGAUAUCAAGUCUAUGUUCAUUCCCUCUCCUGCCCAGACAUACUUAAUUAAAAUGCUAUUUCUGACUAAAGCAUGACCUGAUAGGAGGUCAAAUUUUCUACCUAGGGAUAUGAAGAUAAAAUUGUGCAAAAACUUAUAAUGGAACAUAUGUGAUUUUCCAGAGAUAUGGUGGCAGAUAGCAAUAUUAGAGAGAAAGGGUGCCAUCCUGUAGUUAAAGUGACUAGGACUUAAUUUUGGCUCUGUAAUUAAAUCAUUGUGUAACCUAGGAUAAGUCAUUUCUUUUCUGCAAGCCUCAAUUUCCUUUUCAGUAAAAUGAGGGUGUUCCAGUUAUGACAUUCUAUGUUACAUGUUCUAAAGCCCCUUUCCUCUGUAUAAGUCCUGGGUUUAACAUCAUGACACC